AUGUUUCAAUCAUCUCUAUCUCACAAAAAAUUAAAGCAAAUAGACAUUAGAAAAAAUCAUCAUUAUUAUCUUAAUGCUCCUUAUUAAAUUAGUAUACUAUCUCCUGAGUAACAAAAAUUUGAAUAAUAGAAUGAGUCUGCUAAUUCAUAAUCAACAUAUUAAAAUAAUAGUUAUACUCAAUAUACAGAAGAUCUUUAUUUUAGAAAACAUUCAAAAUUAUUUAGAGAUCUUAGGAGUACAUCAAAUUAGAGUAAUAAUAAUUAAUUAAAUGAUAUCAAUCAAACAUUCAUAUUUAGAAUUAAAUCAAAAAAUCAUAUAUAAGAAGAACCAUUAAUAUUAGAUAAUUUAGGUUAAAGAGAAAAAGAUAAAAAAACAAAAGAUUUGGUAAAAGUAUUACAUGAAAUGAAUAAAAGAAGAUAGAAAUAUAUAUAGAAAGAAUAAUUUAUUCCAAGAUCUCCUAUUCCAUUACUGAAAAGAUAAAAUUGUAUUUAUUUGGAUGAACCAUAAGUUGAAAAGCUAUCCAAUCAAAUCAAAAAGCUUCCCAUGAUAAAGGAAUAAUCUGUAUUGAAUAAUACAUAGAAAGAUUAGAAGGAUAUAUAAUCUAAUUGUUAAAAAUUAUCUGGUCAUGGAAAUUUAGAAGAAUAAUUUUAAUCUAAACUGAAUUGUCUUCAAUAAUUUAUUUUUUAACUUUAAUGCAAUUAUUUAAUCUAUGUAAAAUAAUCUUAAGUUAGAUAAUAAACUUAUUUUAUUGAAGAAAUAAAUUUAAAUGAACAAAUCAUAACAUAAUUAAUGAAAAAAAGAUGGUGGUGGUGUGAAUCUCCUGAAAAAUCAGAUGAUGUAUAAUUUUAUUGGUCUCUUAAAUUGAAUUCAUAAAUUUUGUAGAAAUAAAAAACUCAUAUAUUAUUUGAUAUAACUAAAAAAAGAGUUGUAAAUCCAAUUAUUAUUAAUAAUCAUGAAGAAUUUUUAAAAUUCUCUUAAGAAUCAAAAUUGACAAUCAUUUAAUAAAAUUGUAGAAUACAUAAUCAUAUAGAUCUUUAUUAAAUAUUUAAUUUGAAAAAGAAUUUAAUAAAAUGUAUUUAUACUUUUUAGACAUUAACAAAUGAAGAAUUACAAUAAUACUUUCCAUAUACAAUUAAUGUUGCUAAUCUUUAAGAUCCAUAAUUCAAUAUAUACUAAAUUAAAUACAAACUCACUAAUUCAUUAUGGUUAGUAAAACCUGGAGAAUAAAAUAAUAAUAAUAAUUAAAUAAAGAUAUGUUAAAAUACAAAAUAAGUUUCUGAUUUUAUAAUUUCUGAAUUGAAAAAUUCAAAUAGAAGAUCUGAUACCUUCAUAAUUUAAUAAUAUAUUAAGCCAUUUUUAUAUCAAAAAAGAAAGUUUGAUAUUUAUGCAUAUAUCCUAAUAACUUCUAUUAAUGGAAUUGUUAGAGUAUACUUUUAUGAUGAAGUAAUUGGAAGGACUAGUAGUAAAGAAUAUUCAGAUAAUGAUUUAGAUCCUUUAACUCAUUUUACUAAUAGUCAAAUAUAAAAAGAAAGCAAAUCCUUUUCAUUAUAUGAAUCAGGAAAUAAAUUAUCAUUUUAUAAAUUAUAAGAAUACUUUAAUUAAUUUAAAAUUAAUUUUAAAGAAAUAAUUAUUCCAAAAUUAAAAAUGAUAGCUACAAAUUUAUUUAAGUCAAUAUUUACUUAGAUGAUUCUAAGAGACUUCAAUUUCGAAGUAUAAUAUAUUUCUAUUAAGAUUAUAGGUUUAAAUUUUAUUUUAGAUACAGCAUUAAAACCAUGGUUGAUUGAUACCAAUUUAAAUCCAUCUUUCAUACCAGAUUGUCCAUAUCAUUAAAAAUUCUUAACUUAAUUAUUAGAUAGUGUAUUUUAACAUACUUUAGAUUUACUUUAUCCUCCACCAUUAAAUUGGCCUUUAAACAAAAAAUAAUUAAUUGAAAAUUUUAAUAUUUAAGAUAGAUUUUCUGUCAUUUUUGAUUCUAGAUUUGAUUCAGAAAUACUUUUAGAAUUAUAUUAAAAAGAAAUAAAUUGA
This is a messenger RNA of Paramecium pentaurelia, 2025 nucleotides long. NCBI's taxonomy places the organism in Eukaryota, Ciliophora, Oligohymenophorea, Peniculida, Parameciidae. The record is from the annotation of a GenBank genome assembly.